UCCACUCCAUCCUAUUCAUACCACCGUGACUUGUAACGUGUAGUGACAGACAGAGGAGAUAAGGAUCACUGUACACAACUAGACUUUAGGCAAAGUGGAGAUAACAGCAGCUGACAACCGCUUCAAUUGCAAAGAAAAAUAGUAUAGAGUUACUGAAAAAGAUCUCAUUGGAGAGGGUGAAAUAACGGGACCCGACGGAGAACUUGUGAACAGGAUUGCAGAAAGUUUAGUAUACUUAGAAGGAAACAGAAAAUUAAUCGAGCACUUUUAUUAAUUCUUUAGUAUUUCUAUUAAUUUUCUUUGUGCUGAAGCAUGGAACGCAAGAUACCUGAUUUCUCUGGAACCUGGAAAAUGAAAAGUUCGGAGAACUUCGAGGAGAUGCUGAAAGCACUGGGGGUCAACGUGAUGCUGAGGAAGAUCGCCGUGGCGGCAGCCUCCAAGCCCUUAGUGGAGAUCACCCAGGAUGGGGAGAGUUUCAGUAUCCGCACCAGCACCUCCGUCCGGACCACCCACGUCUCCUUCACUGUGGGCGUGUCCUUCAACGAGACCACUGUGGACGGGCGCCCAUGCACGAGUUUCCCCCGCUGGGAGACGGACAGUAAGAUCAGCUGUGAGCAGACCCUGCAGAAGGGAGAGGGCCCGAAGACCUCAUGGACCCGGGAGAUCACUAAUGACGGCGAGCUCCUCCUGACGAUGACUGCCGACGACGUGGUCUGCACCCGGGUCUACAUGCGAGAGUAAAAGACCGGAGCUGCCUUUGCCCGCCCCCUCCCCCCACCUCUGUCCUGGGUGUCUCCUAAUUGGGAAGUUUCUGUCUGUAACCCCUGGCGGUGUCCCCCGCCACCCUGCGCGGUUUGCUCUCUGCCGCUUGGCCCCGCCCCUCCCUGUGUCUCCUCUCGUCCACCAGCUGUGCUUCUCAUCGCUUCCUUUCAGCGCGUUAACUCUGUCUCUCCCAAGCUUUUAUAUUUAUUUUGCUAGCGUCUGUUACUCCUGCCGUUCUUUGUGUUUCUUUUAUACAAAAUGUGGUGUUCUUUUGAAAAAAAAAAACCAAAAAAAAAACCAAUAAAAUGCAACUCUGACUUCCAGAUGCAAAUCUCUUCUGUUUUAUUUUCCUUGGCUGUAAUCCAGUCUGCUGGCUCUGAGGGCUUAAUCACUUGCAGGUAUUAUCUCGGCAUAUGUAAUAGGUGAAACAGGAGUGAGAUUACAGAGGCACAGCUGGAGGUCAACGCAGUUCGUGGUCUGAGCAGGGAGCCCUGAGUGAGCGGGUGCGGCUCAGGCUUGGAUUAGACUAAUGAUUGACGAACUCCUCCACCCAUCAGUCACAUACACAGACGCAUUGGCACACAUCUUAUUUUAGCCAUUCUGUCAGCUGUCUGCAACUAGAAUAACCCGUCUGGCCCUGCACUCGUCACGCCUCUCUCCUUCCCCGCUUUCCAUCCCUCCAGAAGUGUGUUUCUUCAUCACUCUCACUGUUUGUCCUUCGUCGCUCUUUCUGUUGCUAAAGUGAGGGUGGCAGCAUCUGUGCUCUGCACUGGUGCUUUAAAAAGAGAGAAUAAAACCCUUCUGGGCAGAGGGGUUCCCACUUUCCAAUAUGUUUGCAGUUUGAACCAGCUAAAGCAGAAUAUUAUAUUGGUUGCUCAUUCCAUCAGAAUUCUCGGGGCAGAUGUACUGUUUUGAGGUUUAAAUUGGCCAAGUUGGUCUUGCCUGCAACUGGAAUUUGUUUUCUCUCCUUCAUAAUAAACGUACUGCUUUUCUGACAAAGAAA
This is a messenger RNA of Paramormyrops kingsleyae, 1765 nucleotides long. RefSeq names its product cellular retinoic acid binding protein 2, a (gene crabp2a). Lineage: Eukaryota; Metazoa; Chordata; Actinopteri; Osteoglossiformes; Mormyridae. Gene Ontology annotation, molecular function: lipid binding. The record is from RefSeq and is a predicted model, not a curated record.